Molecule: messenger RNA, 1658 nt
Organism: Paramecium sonneborni
Lineage: Eukaryota; Ciliophora; Oligohymenophorea; Peniculida; Parameciidae
Source: the annotation of a GenBank genome assembly
AUGUAUAAUUAAAGAAUUUGGAACAAAGUAGACUAAAACUAUUCAAAUUGUACUCAUGUAUUACGUCUAAGGCUUUUAAAAUCAGGAAAGAAUUCUCAUUUUGUUUAUGUAAAAUGUACAGAUACAUAAAUAUAGCUAUUUUAAGUAUGAAAAACUUAUAUAUAUAUUUAGGAUAGCGAUUAAUAGAAACCUUAUAAAUAAUUAACAAUAAACUUUGAAUAUAAGUUUUAGGUAUUAAGAGCACCCCCUUUACUAAUAAACCCAUCGCUUUCUGAAAAGAAAGGUGAAAAUAUUGUAUCUCUGGGAGAAAUACUUGCUAUAAGAUUUCUUCGAGAGAAUGUUGAUAAGUGGAGUGAAUUUAGGGGUUCAGUGAGUGAUUUGGAAUAAUUGAGACAGUUUCUGGGAAAGAAAAUGAAUUAGACAGGAUUCCAUUAGUAUUUUAAAGUAUACAAAAAAAUAGGGAAGGGAAGCUUUGCAUCUGUAUAUUUAGCUUAGAGAAUAGAAGAUGGAACAAAAAUGGCUGUAAAGGCAUUUUGUAAGAAUGCAGUUUAUAAGGAAGAGAAUGGAAGGGUAAGUAUAAAAAUACACUUUUAGGAAGGAUUAAUUAAUGAAAUUCAAAUAAUGAGAAUUCUAGAUCAUCCAAACUUAAUGAAGUUGUAUGAAGUUUAUGAAACUUAAAAUUCGAUAUAUAUGUGUUUAGAAUUACUUGAGGGAGAUUAACUAUAUGGAUUAUUCAAAAUGAAAAGGACUUUUAAUAUCCAAUAGAUUCGUUCAAUAUUGAAAGGUUUAUUAGAAGGAUUGAAUUAUAUUCAUAGUAUGGGAAUAAUGCAUAGAGAUCUCAAACUAGAAAAUAUCUUAUUCAAAGAACCAGAGUAUGAUUAUAAUCUAUAGAUUAGAAAUUAUGAUUCAGUAGUAAUAGCUGAUUUUGGAUUGGCAACUAGGGUAGAUUAGAAACCAUAUCUAUAUACAAAAUGUGGAACUCCUGGGUUUGUUGCUCCGGAAGUUAUAAAUUUGAAAGAUGAUUCAUUUUCUUAUGGAUCUGUUUGUGAUAUGUAUUCUUUAGGAGUGAUCUUAUAUAUCUUGAUUACAGGAUAGCCAGUAUUCAAAGGAAAGAGUUAUAAUACAAUUGUAAGGAGGAAUCGAGAAGCUAUUGUGGAUUUUUAAAAAGAAAAACUUAAUUAAGUUUCAGAUACUUAGAGAUGUUUAUUGAUUAAAAUGCUUUAGGCUGAUCCUGAAUUAAGAAUCACUUCUAAGUAGGCUUUGAAACAUGAAUACUUUUUUGAAAACUAUGAGGAAGAAUUUGCUUCAAUGUAUACAGAUGAUGAUCCACAUUUGGAUGAAAGGCUUAUCAAAUUAAAUGCAGAAUAUAUUCGAUUAGAUAUGGAAAAGCUGAAAAGAUCUAACGAUGAAAAUGAUAUUUGCAAGACUGAAGAUCUAAAAGUUGAUUAGAGUUAAGAAAAGAAUGACUUUCUUAAAAUUAUCAUGAGAACUCCUGUCAUUACCGGAAGAACUGGAUCUAUUGACAGUAUUUUUCUAUUUCUAUAUAGAUUCUCCUCUUGUUGGAUUUUAAUCCCCUAAUCAAGAUAUUCAUAUACCUCAUAUUUAAUAAAUAUAGGCUAAAUGGAUCAAACCUUUUGUUUUAUAACAAUGACAAAAAC